Molecule: messenger RNA, 4130 nt
Organism: Octopus sinensis (East Asian common octopus)
Lineage: Eukaryota; Metazoa; Mollusca; Cephalopoda; Octopoda; Octopodidae
Product: NFX1-type zinc finger-containing protein 1-like
Exons: 2
Coding region: 305-3985 (1226 amino acids)
Biological process (GO): regulatory ncRNA-mediated heterochromatin formation
Cellular component (GO): nuclear RNA-directed RNA polymerase complex
Molecular function (GO): helicase activity
Source: RefSeq, a predicted model, not a curated record
UUUUGUUAAUUCCCUACCCUACCUUGCUUGUUUAAUAAAGCUAAAAAAUAAUAACAAUCUUGAGUUGUUGGAAUUUGUAAUUAAUGACUCAAUCUAAUUACACUCUUGAAAUAAGGGAGACAACUUGGAAUUCUUGAAAACUAAUUUAAUGCUGUACAUCGUAGUUAUUCCCUCAUAUGAGGCCUUGUACUUCUUAAAAUGUAUUUUUAUAGGUAAAGGCAUCCCAUACCAUUGGAAAUUACUGUCAGAAUAUCUGUAAACAAUAGAAACACAUCAACAAGUAUCACCUAAAUAAUAUGGAAUAAUGGACAACUACAAUAAAGAAUCCAAAACGGUACCGGAAAGAAACCCAAAUGUGAUUUAUAAGAAAUUAUCAACAGACACAAAAUAUGACGGAGCUAAAUUGAAUCAAAAUAAAUUUAAGAAAGAUAAUUCAGAACAGUCUGAUAAAAAUCAACAAUCAAAAUCAGUGUCUUCUGAUGGAAAGAAAUAUAAAGCUAAAAAGUCUAAAAUAAAAUGGAAAAAUCUUGAACUUGAUUUUCAAAAUGAUCCUUGGACAUCUGUAAGAACUCAUGAAUGUUCCAAACACAGAAUAUGUUGUUUAAACUUGAAAUUAUUUCAAGACCUGAUUGAGAAGGAUGCAAGCAGUAUUUGUCUACAGUUGGGAUCCUGUGAAGAAUGCUUCAAAUACUUUCUCAAUAAACCAAUUGAUCUUCACACAACAACAUUGUUUUUGAAAGUCUUGAGACAAAGUUUGAAAUCUUUCACACUAAAGGAAAUGAACAACAAACAUCUGUCACUAAUGAUGUAUUCCACAUUCUUUGAUCAUAUCAAUGAUGUAAUUAUUGCCAUAAGAGACAUAAAUGACAAAGAAAAAGACUUCUUAACUGAAAUAUUAAAUAUAUUUAAAAUAAUUCUAACACUUACUCCCAGCCAUUAUGUAAAAGUCAUGCAAACUGUUGGCAUUAUAGAUAUUGCUGUUCAAGAUCCUGAUUCAGAACUUAAUUUGAAAAUGAAAGAACUACAAAAUCUUUUACAAUCUAUCAGUUCUGAACAUGCACCUAGAUCCAGGCAGAGCAGAACAGAUUCUUCAUAUAGUAUUGUGGAUGAUUUUAGGAAUCUAAAACUGAUUCCCACAGUAGGAGAGAUUAUUUCAAAUAAGAAACCUAUCCUCCAUAAAAAUAUAAAAAAAGGUGCUUAUGAAAAUCUUGACCAUUAUCUGGACGUACAGUUCUGUUUGUUACGCGAAGAUUUUGUUGGUCCAUUACGUAAUGGCUUAGCUUUAUUCAUCGGUGAUAAGAAAAUACUGAAUGAUAAAAAAAAUGAUGACUUUUAUAUUUAUCAUAAAGUAUAUGUUAUAGAUUGGGUAACAACUAAGAAUGGUAUUCAAUAUAAAGUAUCAUUUGAUGUUUCUAAAUUCUCAAAUAUCAAUUGGGAACAGAAUAAAAGAUUUAUAUUUGGGUCACUUCUCUGUUUGUCUGAAGACAAUUUCAUAACUACUUACUAUGCUACUGUUUCUGAUAGGAAUUCAGAAGAAUUGCAGCAAGGAAUUGUUACAGUGAACUUCUUUCCUGAUGUUAAAUUGAAUAUGGUAAUAAAUAAGCAAUUUGUUAUGGUUGAAUCAAAAGCUUUUUAUGAAGGAUAUCGACCUAUUUUGAUGGGUUUAAAGGAAAUUGUUUCUUGUGAUUUACCUUUCAAGGAUUAUAUUUUAUAUGCUGAUAAAAAUGUGAAGGCUCCAAAAUAUUUGACAGCUUGUAGCCCUGUCUUUGAUUUAUCUUGUCUCACUGAUAAAUCCAAACUUGUUUAUGAUUAUUCCACCAAAACUGUUAAAGUUCAGAGAACCUCUUCAACUGCCAUUAAGGUUGAUGUUCUAGGUAACAGCUGGCCAGAAGCAGUGUCACUGAAUUUCAAUGAUUCUCAGUUAAGUGCAUUUUCCAAUAUUUUAUCCAAAGAAUUCUCUCUUACACAAGGUCCACCAGGUACAGGAAAGACUUAUAUUGGUCUUCAGACAGUCAAGGUUCUCUGUAGCAACUAUGAGAAAUGGUGUGGCAAGCCAAUGCUGAUUGUAUGUUACACAAACCAUUCUUUGGAUCAGUUUCUUGAAGGUAUUGAUAAGUUUUUAGAUGGAGGUAUUGUUCGAGUUGGAGGACGAAGCUCUAGUGAAAUUCUUAAAAAAUAUUCUCUGCACCAAAUGAAAUUAGAAUUUUCAUGGCAAAAUCAUUUUGCUCUGAAUAUAAACAAACAAAAUGUUGAAAAGGAAAUAAAAGAACUUAAAAGCAAUAUUGAUGGAAAAACUGACCAGUUUCAGGAAACAAGAUAUAAAAUUGUUUCUAUUGAUAUUCUUGGACAAUAUAUGGGUCAUCUUUAUGACUUGUUAAUAGAAGGUUUUCAAGAUAAUUUUGGGAAACUGAAUGGAAAUAAAUAUUUUAUCAUAGAAGAAUGGUUAGGUUUUGGAGAUGUCACAGUUAAUGAAGAAAAUAGUUUUGAAAAAGUAGCUAAUUAUGAUGAAGUUAUUGAUGACUCUGAUGUUGAAUUUCUUCAAAAUAAUCAUAUGCUUGAUACAGAUAUUGAAGAUUUAAGUCAAGCAAGAUGUAAAAGAAAUCCCGUCUCUGAUGAAACAAAAGAAAGUGAUAAUUUAAACAAUACAGAUGGAUUUGAAAGAACAGCAAAAGAAAAAGAAAAAUUGCAAAAGAGACUCAAAGUGGAAUUAAAAUCUACAGAGAUAAUGUCUGUUGAAGAAAUUGAUUCACUCAGUUAUAUUGAUUUGUGGAUAAUGCCUGUUUCCAAACGUUGGUGCCUUUAUCGUUAUUGGGUAUCUCUCUAUUCUUCAAAAUUAUUAGAAGACAUUUUUGAAUUAACAACAGAGUACAACAUGGCUGCAAAGAGAUUGGAAGAGCUGAGAUAUGAAGAAGACAAAAUCAUCUUUCAGAAUUCUUUAAUCAUUGGAAUGACGACUACAGGUGCUGCUAGAUAUCGAGCAAUUCUUCAAGAAAUCCAGCCACGAAUUAUAAUUGUAGAGGAAGCAGCAGAAAUUCUUGAGGCUCAUAUUAUAACAAGCUUAAAUUGCAAGUGUGAACAACUUAUUCUUAUUGGUGAUCACAAACAACUGCAACCAUCUACAAAUGUCUAUAAACUUGCAAAACACUACAAUUUGGAAAUUUCUCUCUUUGAACGCAUGUUUAAUAAUGACAUCGAAGUGAAAUGCCUUAACUUUCAACAUCGCAUGCGGCCUGAAAUUGCAGAACUGGUUCAUCCAAUUUAUCCAGAGUUAAAAAAUCACCAUUCAGUGAAACUGUAUGAUAAUAUCCAUGGAAUUAGUAAAAAUAUAUAUUUUAUUAAUCACAAUCAGCCAGAAAAUGAAGUUAGAUUUGGGACAAGUAAACACAAUCCAUAUGAGGCAUCAUUUAUCACUGGAUUAUGUUGUUAUUUACGAAAACAAGGUUAUGAAAGCUCACAAAUCACUAUACUGACAACAUAUUCAGGACAGUUGUUUUCUAUAAAGAAAUUGAUUAAAACUGAGCGACUAUGUGAUGGUGUCAGAGUAACCAUCAUUGACAAUUAUCAAGGAGAAGAAAAUGACAUAAUUUUAUUGUCUUUAGUCAGAAGUAAUGAGCUUAAUUCAGUUGGAUAUCUAAAAAUUGAUAACAGAGUAUGUGUUGCAUUAUCAAGAGCAAAGAAAGGCUUAUAUGUCAUUGGAAAUUUUAAGCUUCUUGCUACAAACAGUCCACUUUGGGCAGAAAUUUUGUUGUCGUUAGAGGAGAAGAAAAUACUUGUUGAUGCAAUGAUAUUGAAAUGUCAGAAUCAUCCUGAAACAUGUGCUCAAGUAACAUCUUUUGAAGACUUUUGUAAGGCACCAGAAGGUGGAUGUUUAAAACCAUGUGAAGCACGUCUAGAUUGUGGACACACUUGUGCAUUACUGUGUCAUCCUUAUGAUAAGGAACACAAAGGUCAUCAGUUUUGUGAAUGUAAGUCAAGCAUUAGGUAGCAAAAAUUCGUCUAUAACAACCAUAUUAAUUUGUAAACAAAUAUGUACAAAACUUGUGAUAUAAUCAAAGAGUUAAAUAGAUAUUUAUGUAUCUUUUUACUAAAAGAGUAUUAAUGUUGCAGUGAACAUAAAAUAUAAAUGCUUU